Molecule: messenger RNA, 1292 nt
Organism: Neltuma alba
Lineage: Eukaryota; Viridiplantae; Streptophyta; Magnoliopsida; Fabales; Fabaceae
Product: reticulon-like protein B16
Exons: 5
Coding region: 212-868 (218 amino acids)
Biological process (GO): response to bacterium
Source: RefSeq, a predicted model, not a curated record
AAAAUCCCCUGUCAUUCGAUGAAGUUCUCGUAUUAAAAGUUUCGUUGUUUCUGGGGGUUCCUCGAAGACACAGAGCCAGGACUCUCGUGAGUCGUGACAGUUUAUUUUUCAACACUUGUUUCCGGCGAAUUGUUCAACAUAACUCUCAAAUCGUUCUGAAAGAGCGAGAGCAAUACCAAAAAUUUCUUCUUGUAUUUGUGAUCUCCGAUUCAUGGAGAACUCACAAGACUUGAACAACAUCGAGGGGGAUGGGGACGGAAGGAAGUCCUCUGCAACUUCAUCGCCGUGCAGCUCCGUGGGAUCAGUUGCUGAUAUUCUACUGUGGAAGAGGUGGCAUAUUUCCCUUGGCGUCAUCGUUGUUGCAACAGUUGCAUGGGUCCUACUUGAGUGGACCGGUUUACCAUUUUUAACAAUUUGUUCAGAUGUCUUGUUGAUUUUGAUCGUGCUAUUGUUUCUCCAUGCAAACUAUGCUGGCCUUAGAAACAACAGACAACCACCGGCAUUACCUGAGUUAGUAGUAUCAGAGGAGAUGGUUAAUAAUGCAGCAGCUUCCCUUCGGGUUAAAAUCAAUAAUGUGCUCCUUAUGGCUCAUGACAUCACUUUGGGAAAAGAUUUUAGAAUAUUUUUCAAGGUAGUGGUCUUUCUGUGGCUCUUGUCUGUCAUUGGCAGCACCCUUUCUUUUUUCACUCUGGCAUAUAUCGGAACACUUAUAGCGUUUAUUGUUCCAGUACUGUACGGCAAGUAUGGAGGUUAUGUAGAUAAAUGCUGUGGGAUAAUCCACAAACAAUUUUCAAGACAUUACAGAAUAGUAGAUGAGAGCCUUUUCAACAGACUCCCGCGGAACGCACCUAGAGAAAAGGACUCAUAAUUCAAGAUUCACCUACUUGUAUGUUUGGUGUUUGGAAAUCAGCUAGUUCUCCAUGUUGUUACGGUUGUUAACUUCUUUCCUUCUUUUUCACCUCGCAUGUAGGAAUCAUUUUUUUGUAGUUAGAUGCUAUUCUACAGCUCUGGAUUCAUCUGUAAGCUGGGUGCUUUCAUUUGCUGGAUCCACGACUUAAGAGGAAUGUACAUAGGCUUGUAUUAUAGAUGGUUUGAGAAGUUAAUGGGCAGAUUUUUUGUCUUUUAUUUUAUCUUAUCUAUUUUUGGGUAAUGGAAAUAGCAGGAAAUUGUAGUGUUUUUCAUUGGCAGUGCAGUAAAUUGCUCAAAUUUCACCGUUUUUAUGAUCUAACGGGCUAACGGCUUUAGAGGAAGAUGCCAGUUUAAUUUGCAAAAUGUGUCGCUUUGUUAGUUGA